Molecule: messenger RNA, 1148 nt
Organism: Saprolegnia diclina VS20
Lineage: Eukaryota; Oomycota; Saprolegniomycetes; Saprolegniales; Saprolegniaceae
Exons: 4
Coding region: 7-1110 (367 amino acids)
Source: RefSeq, a predicted model, not a curated record
CGUGGGAUGGCACUUGGAUCAGAGACGACGCGGCGGUCACUUGACGACUGCAUGGCGCCCUGGGACACCAAGUCGCCCGAGACGGACGACGCGAUGCGCAACGACCGCGAAGCGCGCCUCAAGAAGGAUCGCAUGCGCAAAACCAAGUACCGACAAGAAAAGAUGGCCGAGAUGCACGAACUCAAGGUCACUGCAAGCGCGCUCACGCUGCAGCUCGAGCAGCUCAAGACACAGCGGAGCCAGCACGUGCGUCCGCGGCUACCGUCGCUCACGUCGCUGCAGGCGCCGCGGCUUCGGCUGUCCUGGAAAUUGAUUGCGGAUCGAGAGAAAGCGGGUCUUGCGGCCGCGUACGCCGAGCAGAAGCGGCUGCGCACCGACCUCUUGCAGGACCUCAAUCGCGCCUUUUACCUGCUCCAGUCGCAGCGCCGUGCCCCGCGCGAGAUGGUGAUGGACCUGCGGCGCGAGCCGCGCACCGCGACCACACUGCCGCACCACCCACUGCGGCGCCUCGAGACCAUCCAGCGCCUCUUGCAGUGGCAAGCCGACCACGUCAACGAUAUGUUCUUAGCCCGCGUGCUUCCAGCGCUCGACGACGACGACGAUCCCGCAUGGACCAUGGAGCUGUCGACGGACGUCGCGUCGGUUGCGUAUCUCGAGACACGAAGCCUCGGCGUCGUGUACGCGUCCGCGGUCGACGUCGGCGCCGUCCUAUGGCAGUUCGAGACCGCGCAGUCCCGUCAUACCAAGGUGGUGCCACUCGACGGCGAUACCGCCUUGGUAUCGGGCUCCAGCAAGGACGACGACACGACGCUGCUCAAGCGGAUCGUACAUCGAACUGCCACUGGCGCACCACGCGUCCUGCUUCUUGCGCAGAGCGUGCUCGCCGACGAAAGCGUCUCGCACCCUACAUCUUGCAAUAGCGUGGUGAUGUGGCUUGUGGUCGACGAGCUCCCGCGCGGAGCGUCCGACGGCCCCGUGAGCGUCUAUCGCAGCGUGCAGCAAGCCGCUUUGAACGGUCCGCUCGAUGUGUACGCCGAGCACUUGGUCGCGACGACGGCGACGCGCGCCCUGCGGCAGCACGCGCUUUCGCGCCAUUUCCACUGCCUCUAACUUAAUCAGCGCAAGAAGAACGAGACGUGUUGGUGGAC